AUGGCUGACAUUAAACCUGAACUUCAAGGCACCCAGAGUCUUCCCCCUCCUUCCCUGCCUCAGCUUGUCGCUGAACAGCACGUUCCCAUUGCAAACAACGACAAGGACUCACAGCGCCUGAUCGUCGUUCUCUCCAAUGCCAGUCUCGAGACAUACAAGGCUUCGUCCGGUGGCCGUGGUGGUGCCAAGGACGACAAGUACUCGCUACUCAACAGUGACGAGCACAUUGGUGUCAUGCGCAAGAUGAACCGCGACAUCUCAGACGCCCGUCCCGAUAUCACCCACCAGUGCCUACUCACCCUCCUCGACUCACCUCUCAACAAGGCUGGUAAACUUCAAAUCUACAUUCACACAGCAAAAGGCGUCUUGAUCGAGGUCAGCCCCACUGUCCGCAUUCCUCGUACCUUCAAGCGCUUCGCUGGUUUGAUGGUCCAACUCCUCCACAGACUCUCAAUCCGUUCCACCACAUCGCAAGAGAAGCUCCUCAAAGUCAUCAAGAACCCCAUCACCGACCACCUCCCUCCCAACUGCCGCAAGGUCACCCUCAGUUUCGAUGCGUCCGUCGUUCGCGUGAGCGACUACAUUGCCGAGCUCAAACCCAAGGAGAGCAUUUGCGUCUUCGUUGGUGCCAUGGCCAAGGGUAACGACACCUUCGCCGACGAGUUCAAGGACGACUCUAUCAGUAUCAGCAACUUCAGCUUGAGUGCCAGUGUUGCUUGCAGCAGAUUUUGCCACGCCGCCGAGGAGGUCUGGGACGUCAUCUAG
Aureobasidium pullulans EXF-150 is the source of this 765-nucleotide messenger RNA. RefSeq names its product Nep1-domain-containing protein. Gene Ontology annotation, molecular function: rRNA binding; rRNA (pseudouridine) methyltransferase activity. Lineage: Eukaryota; Fungi; Ascomycota; Dothideomycetes; Dothideales; Saccotheciaceae. Bases 1 to 765 code for a protein of 254 amino acids. Gene Ontology annotation, cellular component: small-subunit processome; nucleolus. Gene Ontology annotation, biological process: rRNA base methylation. The record is from RefSeq and is a predicted model, not a curated record. The transcript is spliced from 2 exons.